GUCAGUGGCAUAGAUGGUAAAUACGACGACAAGAGAAGGGCAUAGUAGUCAUAACAGCUUACACGUGACGCGGGGUUUUCUCCGCCUCCUUGAUUAUUGAAUCUAAUGGAGAACAUAAAGUAAUCUCGGAGAAGAUGUCGAACGGAGAAAGCACCGUUGGAAUCUGCAAACAUGUCCCGAAUCUUCUCUCUUCCUUCGUCGACACUUUCCUUGAUUACUCCGUCAGCGGAAUCUUCUUGCCCAGAUACCCUAAUCCCAACCCAAAUCCCGUGGAAUCUUCCGGAGAUUCGUCUCCGGAGACAUCGUACCCAGAACCGGAGCGUCUAGUUGCAAUCGGAGACGUCCAUGGAGACCUCGAGAAGUCCAGGGAAGCGUUUAGGCUCGCCGGACUGAUCGACGGAUCCGACCGGUGGAUUGGUGGGUCCACGAUGGUUGUUCAGAUUGGCGACGUUCUCGAUCGAGGAGGAGAUGAGCUGAGGAUUCUGUAUUUUCUCGAGAAAUUGAAGCGAGAGGCUGAGAAAUCGGGAGGUAAGAUUGUGACUAUGAAUGGUAAUCACGAGAUUAUGAAUGUAGAAGGUGAUUUUAGGUAUGUUACGGAGAAGGGUUUAGAGGAAUUCAAGGUUUGGUCUGACUGGUACUGUUUGGGGAACACGAUGAAGAGCUUAUGUCGAGGUUUGGACAAACCCAAAGAUCUGUUCGAUGGAAUUCCUAGGAGCUUUCGUGGUGCUAGAGAGGAAUGUUUCGAGGGAAUCAGAGCUAGGAUUGCUGCAUUUAGACCAGAAGGUCCCAUUGCAACUAGAUUCCUGUCUAAGAAUCUCACAGUUGCUGUCGUUGGCGAUUCAGUGUUUGUUCAUGGAGGGCUCUUAGCUGAGCACGUUGAAUACGGAUUAGAGAGGAUAAACGAAGAGGUGAGGGAUUGGAUUCAUGGGUUGAAGGGAAGAUAUGCACCCGGGUAUUGCAGGGGAAGGAACUCUGUUGUUUGGUUGAGGAGAUUUUCCGAAGAGAUGGCUCAUAAAUGUGAUUGUUCGGCUCUGGAACACGCACUUUCCACCAUUCCCGGUGUGAAGAGGAUGAUCAUGGGCCACACGAUUCAGGAGGUUGGAAUCAACGGCGUUUGUAACAACAAAGCGAUUAGGAUCGAUGUGGGCAUGUCUAAGGGAUGUACAAACGGAUUGCCCGAGGUUCUUGAAAUCUGCAAGGGUUCGGGAUUGCGGAUAUUGACUUCAAAUCCCUUGUACAAGGAAAAACCGGAAUCUCACUUAGCUUCCGAUGGUAAAACAGGGCUCGGGCUUGUGCUACCAGCACAACAUGUUCCUAGGCAGGUAGAGGUAAAAGCUUAAGAGCUUGGAUGGCUAACGGCAUCUUGAAAUAGAGUUGAAGUUAAACAUUAAAGAACAAGAUUGGGCUAUUGUAUCUUAAGAAUGGAUGGUGUUUCUGAUAUUUAUGGGUAUAUUUCUAGUUCUAGAAGAGUAAAAUGGAACAAGAUCUUUUGGUGGCUACUUUAUUUCUGCAGUUUCAUGUGUUAAACCCUCAUUCUUUGCUCGAUCAUUUGCAUGUUCA
This is a messenger RNA of Tarenaya hassleriana, 1560 nucleotides long. Its product is annotated as shewanella-like protein phosphatase 2. The transcript has a single exon. The coding region runs from base 135 to 1340 and encodes 401 amino acids. Gene Ontology annotation, molecular function: hydrolase activity. NCBI's taxonomy places the organism in Eukaryota, Viridiplantae, Streptophyta, Magnoliopsida, Brassicales, Cleomaceae. The record is from RefSeq and is a predicted model, not a curated record.